Solanum stenotomum is the source of this 660-nucleotide messenger RNA. RefSeq names its product FCS-Like Zinc finger 3-like. Bases 52 to 501 code for a protein of 149 amino acids. The transcript has 2 exons. The record is from RefSeq and is a predicted model, not a curated record. Lineage: Eukaryota; Viridiplantae; Streptophyta; Magnoliopsida; Solanales; Solanaceae.
AUCUCUCUAUAAAAAAUUCUUUAAAAAAAUUGCCCUUUUAUAAAGAAGAAUAUGAUAGGUAAAAUGAGAAGAACAACAAGCACAACAAGGAUCACCGUUGAUGUGAUGAUCAAUGGAGAAGGAAAACCGUCUGAUCUUGAUCUUGGUACUAAUUAUGGAUUAUAUGGUCAUGAUCAUCGACACGUGUCAUCAAAAUACCACCAUAGAAGUUCAAGUUAUCAAGGUUUUCAUCAUCAUAUAGAAGAAAAAGCUCAUUUCUUGACAACUUGUGGACUUUGUAACCAUCGAUUGACACCUUCUCGUGAUAUCUACAUGUAUAGGGGUGAUACAGCAUUUUGUAGUAUGGAGUGUAGGGAACAACAAAUGAAAAGUGAUAAAAGAAAAGAGAAAUUAAAGCUUCUUGUCCUUAAAAAGAAGAAUGAAAAUUAUCAAAAUUACUCAGAAUUGCCCUUUGCUAACUCUGAAAAUUCUGGCAAGACUAAAACUAUUGCAGCAGCUUGAAGGGUAAUUUUGGAAAAGAAAGGAGAGAAGAGAAGAACAUGAUGUGUAUUUAUUAAUAAUUAAGUAGAAAAGAAACAACUUCAUUUGUAUAUAUUAGUGUAAUUUAAAUGUUUAUAGUGUUAUUUUUCAGGUAAAAGCUUUAAUAACGCGUUCUCUUCA